CAAUAAAGUCACUGCUUUAUGUUAUGCUGGAGCUUCAAAGAAACUGAUUUCUGGAAGUGAAGACUGUAUUCUAGUCUUUUGGAACAUGGAAGUUGUACGGCAAGAAACCCCAGACUGGGCAGAAAGUGACUGCUGCCAGCGUUGUACUCGUCCUUUUUUCUGGAACAUUAAAGCUAUGGUGGACCAAAAAACCAUUGGUAUUAGACAGCACCACUGUAGGAGAUGUGGAAAAGCUGUGUGUGAUGCCUGCAGCACUAAUCGAAGUGCUAUUCCUAUAAUGGGUUUCGAAUUUGAUGUCAGAGUUUGUGAUGAAUGCCAUAGUAUGAUCUCUGAUGAUGACCGAAUACCACUGGCAACAUUUCAUGAUGCCCGUCACUGUAUUAUAGACAUGGAUCUGGAUGAAACAAGGUUUCACCUCUUAACAGUAGGCUCAGAUCGUGUUAUCAAGCUGUGGGAUGUGAGUAGCCUUCUAAACUGACAUUGUUAUAAAUGUUUCGUAUGAAAAUGAAGACAUACCUAUGUCUUCUGAAAUUUUGUCAACUACAUAGUCAACUUAGUUCCAAGACAACUAACUGUUCAAAUGACACAAUUCCAUCAAUUAUGGGAUCCCACAAGCUUGUCCCUGAAAUUAUCCAGGAAAGUAAAUUGUAAUGUAUGUUGCAUCAUGUGUGAACAGAUAUGUUGUUCAAGAUAAGCAAGUAUAUUCUCUAAAAGAUAAUUUGUGAACAGCAUGUGCCCUAAAAAUCAGAUGAAUGGUGUGCAAGAUAGAAAAGCUGCUAUAAGUUGUGACAAACACGUGGGAAAAUUAAUAACUUGAUGGAUUUCUGUUCAGUAUGAUCAUUAUAAGGAAUGUUAUUUUUUUUCUAAUUUUUUUAUUUUGGUUCAUCAAUGAAUUUGCUUCAUAUUGAGGAAAUGCAAAUGUUAAUUGAAAUGAAAGUUGAGCUACAUUGUAGGAUUGAGUAACAUAAAGUUUUUGAAUAACACAGUAUCUGGUUAAUAUUUUACUGAAAGAGAAAGAAUAGCAUUAAGAAAUAUAAAUAAAAUGUGUUAGUGUUCUCCAAGUUAUCAGUUUUGAGAUACAGUAACUCUAAAGAAAGCACUUGAAAAACGUAAUCACAAGUUACAAAAUCACCUAUUGCAUCUGCGAGUACUUUAAAGAAUCAGUUGAUGAGGAUCAUUAGCAGGGUAUGUAUUACAUUUAAAUUCUGUUAAAUUUAAUGUAAUGAGUUUCAGCUACUAACAUGCUAAUAUUGCAGUGUUCAUCUGGAAAUGGUAAAAUCUUUUGAAUAUUUGCUUUAAGGUUAUGGAAAAGUGUUAAAUCUCUUCCUAAAUAGAAGUACAAAAGUAAGAUCUUUUGAAAAAUGCAAUUUUUAGUUUCCUGGAAAUAAAUGAGUUACUGAACUUGAUGGCCCUAAGGCAGUUGAUUAUCACAUUGUAAUCAACUACUUUUGAUACUAAUUAGCAUGUAAAGAGUUUGUUUUAUUCUGCAUAGCAUACAUGAUUCAGCCAUGCCAGUGGCUCAGAGUAGGGUACAAAUAUUAAAAUUUCCCUUUAGCAAAGAAAGUGUUAGAAUUUAAUAUUUUGUCAAAUGUGGCACUUUCCAACACUUCUUUCCUCCUCAGUUGUUUCAAACAAAUAUUGAAAGUCACAUCCCAGGCUUUAUGGGCACACACACAUUCUGAAUGAAAAGAAAUUUGUUAUUGUUUAAUAAUUUGUGAAGCUGGUAUCUUAAAUAUUUGAAAUAAUGGAGGAGUUAGUGUGUUAUUUGUUAUCAUAAAGAAAGUAUAACCAUAUAAAAAUAUUAUGUAGUGAAAAGUGAGUGUUGAAUUGCAAUUAAAUGUUACGCGAUGGUUCUGCUAUAUUGUAUGUCCCACAUAUAUGAAUUCAAACAUUACAGUAUACUGGCACAGUGGAAUACCUGCACAUAUUGAAAACAUUAUAGUGAGAAUUAGCAUAUUCUGUUGCUAUCAUUAUUAUGCAUUCCUUUGAAUUUGUUAAAUUGGUAUUUCUAAUUUUGUUUUUAAAAAUAACAACAGUCAGAUUUCUAAACAUGUACUGUCUGGAAAUAUUUUAUUUUUUAAUAUAGGAAGUUGUUAACUUCACUGGUAUUCUUUAAAAAUUAACAUCAGUAAAUAGACCUAUGUGUUUUAUGUUGGGGAAGACACUGUGGAGAAGUUCUGAACAUCAGAAAAGUUUUAGAUAUUUUGAACUAAAAUAUAAAGUUAUACACUAAUUUUUCAUUCUUCUCCUUCACAUCAGUGCUGUGCAUUGUUUUUUAAUGAAUUGUAUUUGUUUUGAUGUGAAAAAGUGUAGUGUGAGAUUCAAUAUUUGUCCAGUAUAAUGUAAUGGCAAUGUUUACUCAUUCAUAUAAGAACAAGUAAAUUUUGAUGGACAUGUCAGUCAUGUCCUGUAAAUAAAAAGUUAACCAAUACAUGUUGCUCACACGCAUGAAGUUGUUAUAGCUGCAUUUUUAUGAAAGUAUAAAACAGGUUUGAGGAAAUAAUUAAAGUAUGUAAAAAUCACACUUCUAUUUCUCAUGAAACAUGCAUCUUAGAAGGGUUUAGGUUGAUAAAAAAAAUCUGCAGAGAAGUAGAAUUAUAUGUUAACCAUUACUUUCAUGUAUGUGCAUAGACAAGCCUUAAUUAUUAAUAUAUAUUUUUUCCAAUUGUCUUCAUAAUUUAGUAUUUUAUUUUUGUAUGUGAAAAUUGACUGAAAUAUAUGUUCUCAAAGAAGCUGAUUUUCUUCUUUUUGUUUGCUAAGUUUUUGUGGGGUGGGGGAGAUUUUCUAUUUUUAAUACAAAAGGAAAAUUUUUUAACUUCACUAAAAGAAAUAAUGGAAUUUUGUUUCGAAAAUAUAGUGAAUUGAAAAAUAUUUCUUAAGUAGUUUCUCAACAAAUCCUAUGUUGGAUUAUUUACCUAAAAUUACUAUAUAGGUCGGUUUAAAAAAUUUCCCUAUAAGUAUUUGUGCAUUUGAAGCUCGCAUAAUAUUUGAGUCUUAUUCCCACCAAUUAUUUGUAUGGAUUAUACAAAACAUAUCAACAUGAUGGUGACCUCUGGCAUUAAAAGUUAUUCCUUUAGGGUGGGGGGACAUGUGAUAUUUGUGUAAUCUUGUAAAAACUUAAUUGUGGUUUUUCUUCAAUUUCAAUGGCUGUUCAUGGUUUUGAACUGCAUUUGUCCAGGAAUCGGGCAGACUGGUUGUAAAGUGUAAUGCAUCAAUAUAACUAUAUAAUAAAGACUUUUUGAAACUUGACAA
This is a messenger RNA of Limulus polyphemus (Atlantic horseshoe crab), 3252 nucleotides long. Its product is annotated as WD repeat and FYVE domain-containing protein 2-like. Gene Ontology annotation, molecular function: protein binding; metal ion binding. Lineage: Eukaryota; Metazoa; Arthropoda; Merostomata; Xiphosura; Limulidae. The annotation marks the transcript as partial. The record is from RefSeq and is a predicted model, not a curated record. The transcript has 5 exons.